AUGGCGAACAAGAAAAACAAGAAAACAUCGUCAUCUUCUUCUUCGGUAAUAUCUGCCGCUUCCAAUAGCAGUGGCAGAGAAGGAGGUGGACCACAUUCACAACAACAGCAAGAACAAUCAACAAGUCGUUUGAGUGGAAAUGUUCAACAACAACAAUUACCAACAAAUAACAACACUCAGCAGGCAUUUAACAUCUCCAAUACAAAUUUGGUAAAUUUAAAUCAAAAUAAUUUAGCAUCCAUGAGGAGUAUGUUUGCAAACGAACCCGUAAAUCUUGAUAGUUGUUUUUUGUGUGAUGAUCACAAGCCCAAAAAAUCAUUAUCGGGAAAGAAAGGCUCCAGAUCUGGUGCUCAUAUUCCAGCCAGCGUGAAAGACUUUUGGUUAGAAGCUCCACUCAAAAAGAAGCUUCAAUUGUUGCAAAUGGAUUGUAAAUUCGUUUUGGACCAAAUUCGGUGUUCAUCACCGUAUACCACAAAGGAAGGUGAUAAACCUGCUUUUCUGAGCAAACCAUCCUCAUGUUUAUGUCCUGCCUGUCGGAAGAAGAAGGCAAUUUUCAAUGCAGUGAUUGCAGUUUUUGAGGACUAUGUAAACGAAUUGGAAGGAAAACCUCCUUCCGCUAACAGUACAUCUCACCAAGUGGCAGCAUCAUUUCCGCAACAACAACAACACCCAAAAUCCCAACCACAACAACCAACAAAUUCUCAUCAUCAUCAACCAUCUUCCACAACACCGUCUUUACAAACAACAACACUCCCCACAGCAGCAAGCAUCACAGUUUCUAUUGAUGCAGAGUCAAAUCCAAGUGCAUUCAAUCCACAACCCACAGCAGCAAAAACAAAAUCUUCAUCAGGUGCCACGACAACUACUAAGGGUACACAUACCGUUCCAAAAUCAUCUCUGGUCAGUAGUGAAACAAUCAACAAACAACUCUCGAAAAUAUCCGAAAAAGCACAACAAUUCAUUAUUGAGGAUGAGCCAUCAUCAUCGAAUACAAGCAGCACGAGUCAUGAAAAAACACCAAGUGAUACAAGUAGUGGAGGAGCCGCGAACAACUCUUCUUCUGCUUCCUCUAAUAAUAACAAUAGCAUCACUCAAUCUGCAGAUUCAAAUUCGACAAUCAUCAGUAACAAUAAUAAUCCAACACUAGCUUCACCUAACAACGACAAUCAAUUACCGUUUGGGCGAUAUUUAAUAGCAAAAAAUGGUAAGAUUACAGUUUCAGAGGAAUAUUUAAAGAAAGACAACGGAAGACACUUUCUGCGGGUCAUCAAGAAAUGUGAGGAGGUAUUUCCGAGCGAUUUAAAACUUGGCCCCAAUAACUUUCCAGCUCCCGAGAAUAUUCACAUGCUCAUCAAUUAUUGUACGAUGAAUAGCGAGUUGAACAUUAAGAAAAUAAUGUUAAAGAAUGCAAAGAAGGCUCUCUCGAAUCAUGCAUCUCAUCAUGGAAAUACAAACUCUACGCAACAACACAAACAUCAUGCAUCUCAUCGUGGAAACAGCUCGAGCACCAACUCUUCUCAAGCAAAAACUGCUGUUGCAACGAGUGAUGUGCGUGAACAGCAGCAAGUUCUCAAUUUGUUUCAGCAACAACAAGGUAAUGCUACAGCAACUCUCACACUUGGCUCUAAUAACAGCACUACCGUUAACCUUAAUAACGUGAAUGUACAAAUGAUCCACUCAUCUGACAAUGUCGGAACAGGUACCUCAAAACCUGUAAAAUCUUCACAUGGUGGUAGUAGUAGUACUAGUAUUGGUACUUCACAAGUCCCUGCUUCAAUAUCGACACAUUUACAGGUACAGGUACCACCAACUGUUACGAUAACUGCUACUUCAGCUUCGCUGGGAUCUCAAAAAUCAUCAGGCCAAAAUCAAACAGCACUCGUUGUGAGUGGAAGCAUUGACAUGACCACAACAGGUGGAAGUUCCCCCAAUAUGAAAGUUGUGAAUGGUUCCAUUGCGAUGGUUCAUUUGGGAAAUGUUAAAGAUCUUAUUCGGGCUGGAGAUGCAGCCUCGACUGCUGCAACUGUCAUGUUGAAUAGUUUGCAGGAUGAAGAGGUUGUCGAUGAGGACGACGAAGGGGACGUCGAAGAAGACGAAGAGGACGAAGAGUAUGACGAAGAGGAUACAAUUGACGACGAGGAGCAUGAUGAAGAGGACGAAGAGAUUGAGGAUGAUGAUGACGAUAUAGAAUCAGAUGAAGAGGAGGAAAUUGAUGAUGACGAGGACGAUGAGGGAGAUCUUGACGAAGACUAUUCAACAUCAGAGACCGAUGAGGAGGGAGACACUCACGUCAAUAAGGGAGAUUUGAGCACUUCAUCUAAUCUCGGUACUCCAGGGGCUCAAGGAAAUAGCAAUACAGCCAGAUUACAGCAAAUGCAUUCAGAUCAUCAUCAAGAACAAAACAGCUCCAAGAGAAGAGUAUCUAGAGAAAGCAGUGGAAGGAGACAUGCCUCACAAAAAUCCUCAGAUCCAAAAAGAGAGCAAGAGGAAAAGAAUGAAAUUUUGGCUUCAAACAUGCGAGAAAGCAAACUACUAUUCCAAAUUUAUUUAGCUCGUUUAUUCGCACACAAUAUCCGAGUGGCCUAUAAUGACUUGUGUGCAUCUGAAAUGCAGAAAUGUCUUCUCGAAGAAUAUGAAAGAGAGUCAGAAAUGAAAAAUUCCACAAACUCCAAGACCUCAAAGAAAAAAUCCAAAAGCAAGAAAGAUAACAAGAAGAAGGAUGAAAAACAAGUUGCAGCACCUUCACAAAAGAAGGCACAACUUCAAUCAACAACAGAAAAGAAUAUUCCACAACCAUCCUCAAAAGACAAAAACGAAUCUAAAUCGAACACGCCCCAACCGUCGCUCAUGGGCACAUCACCUUCAACAAGUAGCGUGGCCUCUUCUCAUUCCCUAGCAAGCGCCAAUGACACCCAUGACGUGGAAGCUGCAGAGUUGUCUGAAAGUGGGGAUGAUGAAUCGAAUAAUGACAGUGAACAUGAUAUUGAGGAUAGUCUUCAUUCCAAUGAAGAACAUGAUUUUGAUCCAUACGAGUAUGCUCUCGAUGAAGACGAUUCUGUAUUCAGCUCGAAUAAGUCUCCACCACAAGAUUGGAAUGUUGUCACCAAGAAGCCUGUUAAGAAGCAGAAAGCAACAUCAUCAUCUACUCGAGGUGGUCAUGCUCAACGAGGAGCUCGAGGUGGUGCUAGUGGUACGAGAGGUCGAAGCAGUCACUCCGGAGUCGCUCCACAUGGUCAUAACACACAGAGUGGUGGUGGUACUUCUAUUAAGACGACAAAUUCUCAAACAACAUCUACAAGCGGUCUCAAAUCUAAUAACACACACAAAGCAUCUACUACCUCACCACGACCAAGCCCGUCCUCAUUCCAUUCAGUACCUCCUUCUUCUCAAGUGAGCGUUCAGAAUGUAACAACCGCUCAAACCACUGCUACUAGUAGCCAUCAUCCAUCUCAGCAGUCAGCAACAGACAAGAAUAACCCUCAAGUACAUGUCUCUAAAAGUUCUCCGUCCGGUUCAAGCAGUGCCACUACUAGCACUCACCAAUUUCACAGUCAACAUGUCAAGCCUGUUUCUUCAACUUCUCCAACAAAUAUGAGUAAUUCUCAUCCGUCUACAUCUUCCAUUUAUUCAAACUCAAAUGAUAGUCUCUCGAGACCUCUUCCCACCGUGCAAUCCAAUUCGAUUGGUAACAAUAAUUCUAUUGUUGGAAUGAGCAAUAAUUUCAACUCGCCGACCCUUAAUACUGGUGGAUUUAUUCUCUUACCUAGUGCUGUGAAUGGUGCAAACAUUAUUCAACACUCGAGCAAUGUUGUCAAUAAUAAUUGUGUUGGUAGUAGUAAUAAUAGCAGUGAGAGAGAUUCUAGUUAUCGUAACAAUGCUAGUAAUAGUAGUAGAAUUCACUCCCGUCAGCAAAGUACAAGCAGUACAGGAAGCAACUUGGAUAUUUCACCUCUCACUACUACGACCAUUGGAGGCAAUAAUUUAUUCAAUGCCACACUCACUUCUGUCUCAACAACCUCAAAUGCAUCCACAUCUGCUACAACUCCUGGCAAUAGCACUGUUUCAAGUGUUGUGGAUGAGAUACUUAAUGAUGACGAUUUUAGCAACAUCAUUCAGCAUGCUCAUGGUUCAAAACGUUCACACACACCAUCCAGUACGACCUCCAAUAGCAGUAGUGUGAUUUCUAGUGGAGUUCAGCAAGCUGUUCCACCGUCAUCACCUUUUGCAACAAGCGUGAGUCACUCAAUUUUUGGAAUUGGAGGCAGCAACAUGAUUGCUUCAGGAAAUUCGAGCGCUAUGGGUACUAUGGGUACCGCCACCACGUCAGUAGCAACUGCAAGUAGUGGAUCAGCCCCUCAAACAAUGAAAAACAAUGGCGGGGUAGUAGCCUCCUCCUCUCCAAGGCAGCAGCACGGAGUGAUGAGUGGCACCAAUCCAAUCAUGGAUGUUGCCACGAGCACCACUACUAGUAACCUGAGCUCAGCUGGUACUUCCUCUUCUUCUUUCAUUAACCAAGGUGGUAGUUCAUUCUUUUAUAGUCCUUUCACUUCUCUUGAUAUAGGCAUGCCUUACAAUGCUCCUCCACAUCCUAAUCAUCAACCCAUGACCAUGAUGGGAGGCAACUUUUCAAACAUGGUGAUGAUGACACCCAAUUCAAAUUCAUACCUCUUUUCCAGUCAUCAUCAACCACUCUUGCCCAUGACUUCAUCACCCUUUUUGUUGGGAGUCGGCCAAAAUAAUUCAAUGAACGGUGGCAGUACUAGCAGCAGCAAUAGUACUGUAGCAACUUCGACGGCUCAACAACAACCCUCAACCUCAUCACCCAUGACAUUACCUUUGGUGAGCUCACAGGAUCAUCAUGGUAACAGUGGCAGUGCUAGUACUUCGUCAUGGUCACUAUUCCAAAGUCCAUUUGCUUGGGGUCAACCAACGGUACCGGUUGGAGUGCACUCGAGUUCAAACAUCAUCAUGCCUCUUCACAUGGGACUCUCCACAACAGAGAACGCAAGUGCCACUCCGUCAACUACCACCACGGAACAAAAUUGA
Naegleria fowleri is the source of this 5046-nucleotide messenger RNA. RefSeq lists its product as uncharacterized. The transcript is spliced from 2 exons. Lineage: Eukaryota; Heterolobosea; Eutetramitea; Acrasida; Naegleriidae. Bases 1 to 5046 code for a protein of 1681 amino acids. The record is from RefSeq and is a predicted model, not a curated record.